UAAGGAUUUGGUGUUUGUAUAUCAUAUAUAUGUUCAAAAUCGUUGAUAGUUAAAGAAAGUUUGGUUUUGACUUAAGAAAUUUAGGGUUAAUGAUAUUUAUUUAAGGAAUUAUAGUGGUUAGUGUGUAGGUUAGUUUUUGCUGCUUAGGGUUCAUAAAAAAAUUAUGUUGGUAGUAAAGUAGGACUUUUAUCGAUUGAUUGUUCGAAACAUGGGUGCGAAUAGUCAAUGUUUUUUAGAGUGGAAGGAGCAAUUUGUUUCAAAAGAAAGGGGCAAGAGGGUGGUUCAUUAUUUCUUGAAAGAUGUAUCUGGAGAAUCGGUAUUAGCUGUUGUGGGAACUGAAAGGAGUGUUAGGCAUAUGUUUUACGUAGUUGCUGAGGAGUUUUUAAAGGCCAAUGAGGCCGAGAAUUCGGUCAUUGCAGGGUAUAGAUGGAGAUCAAGGAGAGAGGUGGUGAAUUGGCUUACAUCUAUGCUAUCGAAGCAGCACCGGCAAGGCGAACAUUCCAAAUUCCCUAAAAGUGAUCACAUUUCUGGUGUUGGUGCUUCGUAUCAGAAUCGUCUUGCAAGAAAUGUAAAAUUACGUAUGCCGGACAUAGUGUGGUCAGGUCUGGAAUGGACGUGUGCUAAACAACUCAAGCACUUCCCAUCCUUCUGCAGAAAUGGUAUUACAAUAUCGGUACAAUCAUUUGUUUUUGUUAUGGCCGAAGAGGAGAACCGUCAUCUCGCAUAUCUCGAAGAUAUGUAUGAAGAUAAAAAGGGUCAAAAGAAGGUCAAAGUGAGAUGGUUUCACCACAAUCAAGAAGUGCAAGGUGUUGUUACCCUUAGAAAUCCUGAUCCAAAAGAGGUUUUCAUUACACCUUACGCACAAGUUAUUAGUGUUGAGUGUGUUGACGGCCCAGCCAUUGUCGUGACUCGUGAACAUUACGAAAAAUGUGUGCCUAUACUUCCUGAAGAUCUAUUGACUCGAGUGCAUUUUUGUUUGAGACAAUUUAAAAACAACCGUGUGAAGCCAUUUAAUUUGAGCAAGUUGUGUGGAUAUUUUGAUCAGCCGAUUUUUACAGUUGUUGAGGAUCAUCAUAUCGCAGAUGAGGAAAAUAGCCUUGGGGAAAACAUUAAGGUGGGAUCUAAACGUCCUAGAAAUUACAGAGGACGCCAGGUGAUGCCAUAUGAUUUGUCAUGCAUGAGUGAGAAGAUUGAGAGACUAAGAAGGAAGCUCAUUCCAAAGUAUGUGAAAAAUCGGGAUACACAUGUCCCAUAUUUUAAGGGUAAUGAAAAAAUAGAGUUGUUGUGCCAAGAUAGUGGUAUCUGUGGAUGUUGGUUUAGAUGUACUAUAUUGAAAGUUAACAGGAGACGGAUGAAAGUCCAAUAUGACGAUUUGAAGGAUGAAGGCGGAAGUGGUAAACUUGAGGAAUGGGUUCCAACUCUCAGAUCAGCCAUUCCUGAUAAACUUCAGAUGAGAUGUUCAGGCCGGUCAACUAUGCGGCCAGCACGUAUUGAAAAUGAAACAAAUGCUGUUGAGGUUGGUUCCCCAGUGGAUGCAUGGUGGAGCGAUGGCUGGUGGGAAGGAGUUGUGACUGAAAUAGGUGAAUCGAGAGAUGGAGAUGUUCAAGUUUAUUUUCCUGGUGAAAGUUUUUUUCUUGAACUGCAUAGAAAGGAUUUGAGAGUUUCAAGAGAUUGGUUGGGAGACCAUUGGGUUGAGCUUGUAACAAAGCCUAAUAUUCUUUCGAUAGUGCCUGCCAAAAUAACCCCAAAAAUAAUUGGAAUAAAACAUGAAAGCUUGCCUAUUUUAUCUAAGGAAACCCCUGCUUCUGUCCACCUGUCUGAGUCCCUCCAAGAGGCUGACGCCCAUGAUGAUAUCCCGAUCUCGGGCCAUGUAGAAACUAGUGAAAAAGACCCGAGUUCAGUCUGUUUAGAGAAUGUUGAAAAAGACCAAAGUGCAGCCCAUAUGGAGAUUUGUGAAAAAGACCCCAGUUCAGCCCAUGUAGAGAUCGGUGAAAAAGACGCGAGUUCAGCCCAUGUAGAGAUUGGUGAAAAAGACCUGAGUGCAGCUCAUGUAGCUCAUAUAGAGAUUGGUGAAAAAGACCCGAGUAUAGAUUAUGAUGGCAACCAUGUAGAAAUUGGUGAAAAAGGGGAGCAUAGAAGCGAUAAUGGGGAAGCAGUGGCCAUGGAAUGAGCGGCCAAAAAAUUGGAUUGCAGUUUGUGUAUAGCAGUGACAAAGUGAGGUUAGAGUAUGUACUUUUCUACUGAUUGUUUAGGAACACUUAACCAGGAGAAAAAGAGAGAUACCCCCAUAAUUUGAAAUCUUUUAGCAAAAGGCAAGUUCUUUUUUUUGGAGCUAAAGUGUUUUGAUGACUUGUACAUCCUGCCCUAAAGAUGUACUUUUUGUCGAGUUUGGCAUCGGAGAAAAAGGGUGUAGCCUUUUUGGUUAGUUUUGGUAGCAGGUGAUGUACCAUUGUUGGUGGUACUUAUUGUAACAAUGGAGUGGUUAACUAAGUUAUGCUUGUCGUUUAUCAUGGCGUUACCA
Molecule: messenger RNA, 2521 nt
Organism: Erigeron canadensis
Lineage: Eukaryota; Viridiplantae; Streptophyta; Magnoliopsida; Asterales; Asteraceae
Exons: 5
Coding region: 209-2170 (653 amino acids)
Molecular function (GO): chromatin binding
Source: RefSeq, a predicted model, not a curated record